This is a messenger RNA of Zonotrichia albicollis (white-throated sparrow), 521 nucleotides long. It is a transcript of the gene PIRT, whose product is annotated as phosphoinositide interacting regulator of transient receptor potential channels. NCBI's taxonomy places the organism in Eukaryota, Metazoa, Chordata, Aves, Passeriformes, Passerellidae. Gene Ontology annotation, molecular function: transmembrane transporter binding; phosphatidylinositol bisphosphate binding. The record is from RefSeq and is a predicted model, not a curated record. Gene Ontology annotation, biological process: positive regulation of cation channel activity. Gene Ontology annotation, cellular component: plasma membrane.
CCACCCAGAGGGAUGAGGGGCUUGGGCUGAGCCUGCCCGUGGACAAGGGGCUCCUGCUGCAGCCAUCCAUCCCUCCCUGCCCACCACGUGUCCUCCUGCUCCCAGCACCAUGGAGGUGCCCGCCAGGAGCCCGGAUGGCAGCGAGCAGUGUCCCCAGGGCAGGGAGCUGAUGGCCAGCAGCACGGGCAGCACGCUGUGCAUGAGCUCCUCCCGCAGCGAGUCCGUGUGGACCAGCAGCACCCCCAGGAGCAGGUGGGACAUUUACCGCAAGCCCCUGGUGGUAGUGGCCGUGGGAGUGGCCAUCUUCCUCUUCGGGGUGGUCAUCACCAGCCUGGCCUGCUUCCUUGAGAAGCACAAGAAGGUUUACAAGAUGUCCGGCCCGGCCUUCCUGUCUCUGGGACUGAUGCUCCUGGUGUGCGGCCUGGUGUGGAUCCCCAUCAUCCGCAAGAAGCAGAAGCAGAGGCAGAAGUCCCAGUUCCUGCAGAGCCUCAAGUCCUUCUUCUUCAACCGCUGAGGGCAGC